Molecule: messenger RNA, 1890 nt
Organism: Ziziphus jujuba (common jujube)
Lineage: Eukaryota; Viridiplantae; Streptophyta; Magnoliopsida; Rosales; Rhamnaceae
Product: putative serine/threonine-protein kinase
Exons: 6
Coding region: 541-1692 (383 amino acids)
Biological process (GO): protein phosphorylation
Molecular function (GO): ATP binding; protein kinase activity
Source: RefSeq, a predicted model, not a curated record
ACAGAAAAAAAUGCAAAUAGAAAAAUGAAAAAGAAAACAAAUGGGUCAUUUUCCAAGCUUUCUUUUCAUUACUUCGUUUGCUUAUUGACUCUAUCAAAUCCUUAAAAUCUAACACCACCCGAUUCCCUUUCAUAUUCAUUUAUAUUUGAUAAUUUAUAAUAAAUGGAUACACUAUUUGUUUUUCAAUUAUUUUGCCACUAUGUCUCUUCUUUGAUCUUUCUCUUUCUUAAGAGUUUGGGUUUUUGCAUUUGCACCCGCGGACCUAUUACAGCCUAACAGCCUUAUAGCUUCCACCUGUUUGAAAAAAUAACAACUAAAAGUUCAGUCAGGCUUUCAUAUAUAUAUAUAUAUAUAUAUUGCUUUCCUUUUCGAAAAUCAGUUUGUGGGUUCUGGAUUCUUGUUGUUGUUGUUGUUGUUGUUGUUUUGCGGUUUUAUUUCCUGUGCUUUUAACUGGUUUGGAUUUUAUUUGGAUGGUUUAGAUUGAAGAAGAGAUGCGGUUAAGAAUUUGGCCGUGAAAGGAAAACCAAAUUGUGCUGAGCAAUGGGUUGUAGUUGCUUUGGUGCACUGAAUUGGUGUAAAGGAAAGAAUGGCUCCGGCGAGCCAGAGACACCAGGGAUUAUCACCAGCAAUCUAAGGAUGCUUUCUUAUAAUUCAUUGAGAUCAGCAACGGGGAACUUCCAUCCAUCAAGCAGAAUUGGUGGUGGAGGUUAUGGAGUUGUCCAUAGGGGAGUUCUAAGAGAUGGUACACAAGUUGCCAUAAAAUCUCUUUCCGUAGAAUCUAAACAAGGAACGAAUGAAUUUUUGACAGAGAUUAGCAUGAUAUCGACUAUACGACAUCCAAACCUUGUUGAGCUCCUUGGUUGUUGUGUUGAGGGCAAUCAUCGAAUAUUGGUUUAUGAGUAUAUGGAGAACAACAGUCUUGCAAGUUGUUUGCUUGGUUUAAAAAGAAAACAUGCUGCUCUGGAUUGGCCGAGAAGAUCUUUGAUUUGCCGGGGAACUGCUUCUGGUCUUGCAUUUCUUCAUGAGGAAGCUGAACCAAAUGUUGUCCACAGAGAUAUCAAGGCUAGCAAUAUACUUCUUGAUGGAAAUUUUCACCCUAAAAUUGGAGAUUUUGGACUGGCAAAACUUUUUCCCGACAAUGUCACUCAUGUUAGUACUCGAGUGGCAGGAACUGUGGGAUACCUGGCCCCAGAAUAUGCACUUUUAGGACAGCUUACUAAGAAAGCAGAUGUGUACAGUUUUGGGGUGCUGAUGCUUGAAAUCAUUAGUGGCAGAAGUAGUAGCAAGGCUGCUUUUGGAGAGGAACUAUUGGUUCUGGUGGAAUGGACAUGGAAAUUAAGAGAAGAAGGAAGGCUUCUGGAGAUUGUUGAUCCAGAAUUGACGGAAUAUCCCGAGUCUGAGGUGACACGCUUUAUUAAAGUUGCAUUGUUUUGUACACAAGCAGCGGCACGCCAAAGACCCAACAUGAGGCAAGUAGAGCAGAUGCUUUCAAAAGAGGUCCACCUAAAUGAAAGCUUACUUACAGAGCCUGGAGUGUAUAGAGGACAUCUGUCUCGACAAUCAGGAGGCGGUGCAAGUUCUUCAGGAACAUCAUCUUCACAGGCAGACAAACGUAAGCAAAAAGGAAAUCCUUUUAUAACUUCAACACAAUCGGAUGUAGCUCACUCUGUAACACAAAUGUUUCCUAGGUGACUGCUAAUGCCCAUUUUUUCAUUUUUGAUCUCUUUAUUUUUCUUUUCUAACACGUUUGAUUGUGUUAAGAGGGGUUUACAAGGGAGUGAUAUAGUUGUGAUAAAUAUGGCUGCCACAUGUAUUUGCUGUCGUUUUUUCAUUUACCAUUUGGAAAGUUGAAAAAAAUGGUAUAUCAAGUUGAACAGAUUUCUUGUUUUA